Messenger RNA from Phalaenopsis equestris, 912 nucleotides. RefSeq names its product phosphoenolpyruvate carboxylase kinase 2-like. Gene Ontology annotation, biological process: protein autophosphorylation; intracellular signal transduction; peptidyl-serine phosphorylation. Gene Ontology annotation, molecular function: calmodulin binding; calcium/calmodulin-dependent protein kinase activity; calcium-dependent protein serine/threonine kinase activity. Lineage: Eukaryota; Viridiplantae; Streptophyta; Magnoliopsida; Asparagales; Orchidaceae. The record is from RefSeq and is a predicted model, not a curated record. Gene Ontology annotation, cellular component: nucleus; cytoplasm.
AGUGUUAUCGUGUGUUAAAAAAAGUUAGGAGACCGAAAGGUAUGAGCGAGAGACUGACAAGAGAAUACCACAUCGGAGAAGAGAUCGGCCGCGGCCGAUUCGGCUCCGUGUUCCGCUGCUACUCGCGUGAUUCCGGCGAGGUAUUUGCCGUGAAAUCGGUCGACAAGGCCCAACUCACCGACGCCCUUGACCUUGAUUGCGCCGAAAGAGAGCCCAAGAUCGCCCACAUCGCCACCGCCGGAAAUCCUCACGCCGUCCAGAUUCACGCUGCUUACGAAGAUGAUUCCUACAUCCACCUUGUGAUGGAUCUUUGCGACGGCGGCGACCUGUUCGAUCGGAUCGCCGCCAGACAAGGAGCGCCGAUGGGGGAGGCCCUUGCUGCUUCAGUGAUGGCGGCGAUCAUGGAGGCGUUGUCUGUUUGUCAUCGGAGGGGAGUCGCACACCGAGAUGUGAAGCCAGACAAUGUGCUAUUUGAUGGAGAGGGGAAAGUGCGACUGGCAGAUUUCGGAUCGGCCGAGCUUUGGGGAGGGGACGUUGAUGAGCGGGCGUUGAUGAGCGGUCUGGUGGGUACGCCGUACUAUGUGGCGCCGGAGGUUGUUGCGGGUAGGGAUUAUGGAGAGAAGGUUGAUGUGUGGAGUGCGGGCGUUGUGAUGUACAUAAUGCUGGGAGGGAUCCCUCCGUUUUAUGGGGAGACGGUGGAGGAGAUUUUUGAGUCGGUGAUGAGAGGGAAUCUCCGUUUUCCCACUAGGAUUUUUGGGGGAAUUUCCUCAGCGGCCAAGGAUCUGAUGCGACGGAUGGUUUGCAAAGAUGUAUCGCGUCGAUUUUCCGGAUCAAGUUCUCAGGCAUCCAUGGAUUACCAGCGUCGGCAGUGCGACAUGCUUGCCCAAUCUUAAAUGAAUCCUGAACGGUAAA